This is a messenger RNA of Mytilus californianus (California mussel), 2242 nucleotides long. Its product is annotated as neuropeptide Y receptor type 1-like. The transcript is spliced from 2 exons. Gene Ontology annotation, cellular component: membrane. Gene Ontology annotation, biological process: neuropeptide signaling pathway. The record is from RefSeq and is a predicted model, not a curated record. Gene Ontology annotation, molecular function: neuropeptide receptor activity. Bases 368 to 1402 code for a protein of 344 amino acids. Lineage: Eukaryota; Metazoa; Mollusca; Bivalvia; Mytilida; Mytilidae.
UUCCCCUUGGGUUGACUAUUUUAUCAACAAAUUAAAAUGACAACUCAUUUACGACAAAAACAAUAAUUAUAUGACAUUUAGACAUACAAAGUAUUGAUCUGAUAAUAAAAAGCAAAUUAUGUGAUAAUAUUAUUACAUAAUAUAGGAUGACAUUUUCGCGGGUUAUACUGUUUGCUAAUUACCAUAUUUUAUAUUAGUCAGAACAACCUACGUUAACCAUAAGUACUUAACUGGUCACACAGUAACAUGUAUAAUAUUUACUUGCUAUAUGACUUCGAAGGUCGGACUUUACUACCGUGAGGUUAUAUUUAUUCGUCUGUCUACAAAAUUAAGAUGAAUUGAAGUCCAUUUCGAAAGACAAAAAGGAAUGUUUUCAAAUCUGACCGUACAAGACUUGGAAGAACAUAAUUUUCAAAAGGAUGGCAUUGGAGUUACAAUAUUUUUAUCUUUACUUUGCGUUGUCGGUGUAUUUGGAAAUGCGCAUGCGUUUCUGAUUUACACUUUCCGUUUUAAACCAACAAAUUGCCGUGUUUUUGUUCAGUGGCUUUCCUCGGUAGAUAUUGCAGUAUGUGUUAUCUGCAUCCCGUUCGAAAUAUCCAUUGUCGUUCGGAAUAUGACAUAUAAGUAUGACAUCGUUUGCAAACUAUUUCGAUUCCUUACGCAUGCUCUGGUGAUAUCAUCCGGUUUCAUGUUAGCCGUCAUUGCAAUCCACCGGAAAAGAAAACUUGGGAAUCCCCAUGGCAGACAAUUCACACUAAAAAAGGCCCACAUUGCUUGUUUUGUGGUUCUAAUAAUAGCAGGGCUAAUCUCUGUACCAAGUGUUUAUUUUUAUGGUGCUGUAGAAAAUGGAACACCGGAUGUAGAAAGUUACCAGUGUACAGUCGAUCCAAAAUAUUUUAUGGCAUCUUAUUUUAUUAUAUUCAUUGUUUUCUUAGCGGUUUUAUUGAAUAUUUUAUACGUAAUUUGCAUUAUUGCAUAUUCAAUUGUUAUAAAGAUAAUCACCAGUCAGAUAAAAAGUAGGUUCUCUACAAGGCUUCAGACAAAUUUAGCAAAAAGCAACAAUGAUCAAAAGGAUAAGACACGGGAUAAAACUGAAAAACCGAACGACAGUCUUAAAUACUCGCGGGAUAUUUCAUUUUUAUUCAUUGCGGCAUCAACUAUGUCUUAUGUUGGAUAUUUGUUAACUGUAAUCAGCUUUUUGAUUGAUUUUAUCAAUCCAGACACUACUGGUUCCUUUAAAUCCAUGUCAGCCAUAAUGUACAGAGGAUUUUUCAUCAGUAGUGCGGGGAAUCCUGUAGUUUAUCUGUUUUUGGAAAGACAGUUCAGAGUGGAAUGUAAAAAUGUUUAUUCAAAAUUGUUUGGAAAAUGUUGUUGGAGCAAGGAAAUAACGAUUACCGUAUAAAUAUCUUCAGAGCAAGAACAUAACUACAACCGACCGUGCAAGGGCUGUAUAGCCAGUCAAAUCGUUAAAAACUUCCAUCAUCAUCAUAACUAGUACCGUAUAAAAUUAAGAUCUAUCGAAACUGGCGAACUCAUAACAAAAUCAUAGUUCUAUCUUUUGAUCAGUUGGUAAUGGUCCAUAACAUUUAUUCUAAUUGUUCUUUUACACACAUGACUGCAAGUGCUCCCAUCCGUUAAUAUUAAAGUCAAUAGACAACUUUCGAGUUCGUUAAUUCCGUCAAAAUAUUCGGUUUUAGAGAACAUCAUUCGUGCGUUUAUGGGCGUCGUUCAAAAUUUAGAAUAAUGAACAACAAUCUAGUUUAUCCUGCAGAAUGACGAUCACGAAGACGCUUGAUGAACUUUAAUAGACACAACUCGAAAGAGGUCUACUAUCUCUGUUUUUUUACAAAUAAAAGGAGAGGUAUUUUUGUUAUUAUAUAAUUUGUUUUAUCAUAAUGAUGAUGAUGAUGAUGAUGAUGAUGAUGAUGAUGAUGUGAUGAUGAUAUGAUGAUGAUGACGUGCCGGGUCAGUAAUAUAUACACGUUUAACACGGAUGGUCUACUCCAACAUACAGGUAUACACAGAUGUUCCGGGUUACAUUUUACAUUUUUAGGCUUGAAACUUUCAGCUGUGAAAAGUUAACUAAUAUGUUGUUUGGUCGAUUUUGUAAGUUAUUAUAUCUGGCAGACUUCAAGUAAAAAUAAGACGACUUAUAUCGUUUGAUCUUUGAAACACUUAAGUUUGUGAUCAUGUAAAGUAUGUUAGCUUUUUUUAAGUGCCGGAUUAAAAAAGUAAUUUGUUU